Messenger RNA from Arachis duranensis, 1375 nucleotides. RefSeq lists its product as uncharacterized. NCBI's taxonomy places the organism in Eukaryota, Viridiplantae, Streptophyta, Magnoliopsida, Fabales, Fabaceae. The coding region runs from base 138 to 950 and encodes 270 amino acids. The transcript is spliced from 2 exons. The record is from RefSeq and is a predicted model, not a curated record.
CAAGACAAGUGUCUAGAAUCUCGUAAGUUAGAAAAAUAUCAUGUACCUCCUCCCCUUAACCACUAAAGCUCAACACACACAGCCAUAUGAAAAUCCUGCACCUAAGCCAUUCCAAUUUGAAUUUGUGAUGCCAUGAGAUGACUCAGUCAAUGUCCCAUACCCAACAAUCUCCAAAGACCCUCGAAUCUCGCCACUCCAUUGAUUCCUGCCUCUUCCAGCUCCGUACAUGGAAGCCCUUCACCAACAAGCGCCCUUGUCUCUCCGAUCGCAAAACCCCUUCCGUUUCGAUCGACCUUUCCAAGCUUUCUCUUCUCGACGAUGAUUCCACCACUAAACCCUUCAAAUCGUCUUCCGCCGCCACCACCAACUUCCGCCUUAUAGCCCGCAAGCGCCGCCGCCGAGGAUCCCGCUCUGUUUCUGGCCGGAGUAGUGACCGCAGUGGCACGCGCCGAUGCUGCUCCGUUGGGGCCUCGGCGGCUCAUGGGACUUGCUCUGAUUUUCCGGUGGCGAUGGGGACGGACUCCAGCGGGGAGCUCUUUGGGAACGUUGGAGAUGGGAGUUGGGCCUCCGAUGUGAGUGAGGCGAGGAGGGAGAGGGAUAGAGAGGGUGGUGGCGGUGGAGGUGGAGGUGGUGGUAAUGGUGGCUGCAGUGGGGAGAAGGAAAGUGGUGUUGGGUUUGGUGGGGUGGGUGGGUGUUCUGAUGGGAAUGGGAAUGAGUCCGGGUAUGGUAGUGAACCUGGGUAUCGUGGUGAUGCUGAGUUUGGUUAUGGGGAUGAGUUUGAUGAGGAAGAAGAUGAUCCCAGAUUCAGAUUGUUGUUCUGGGGUGAGCAAAUUCGAGCUGUAGAUUCCAAAAUGGAGAUGGUUGGAGAGAACUCCUUGUUAGACCAAAAAUCCCAUCAUAGAUGCCGACGCCGGAAGCAUGAUUGUAGAAUGGUUGAUGCAUUGAGGUGACGAUUGCAGAAACCUGAUCAUGUACACAACAAAAUACAUUACUUCCUUACAACCAAGGAACUGGCUUCUUUUUCGCGUGAAUAUUUCCAUGAUAGUGGUUUUUACAGCAUCCCUUGUGAUGGAUGCUUCACACCCUCAAUGUCCAAAGAAUUUCAACAAGUAGAGACAUAAGAGGUGGGGGAUUCAUGCUGUGCUGUAGAUUUUGUUCAAGUUUUGAAGAUAUAUGCUAAUUAAUGUUUUUCUGAUGAGGAAAAGUACUAUGUUGUCCAAAUAUAUACGAGGAGAGACAUGAAAAUAUUAAUCAUUUGAUAGCAAACCUUUGUUGUUAGGAGUUACUUACAUCUUGUUCAAUUAUGGUUGAUAUUAACAUAAUUUUGUCAUCUCCAUAAAUGUUUUCACGUAAAUUUUGUUCUCUUUUUUGUCUC